AUGCCGCUGGACCACAGGCGGGUGCCCGGGCCGGAGGAGUCGCAGUCGCCGCUGCUGUUCGCGGGGGCGGCGGCGGAGGAGGAGGAGGCUGCGGCGGCGGCGGGGGCGGCGUCCGGGCGGGACCCGACGGCGCUGCAGCCGCUGUUCGCCCGCGUGGGGCUGCUGAGCCAGGCGAAGGGCUCGGCCUACGUGGAGCUGGGCGGCGGCACCAAGGUGCUGUGCGCCGUGGCCGGGCCGCGCGAGGCGGGCGCGGGCGGGGCCGUCGGGGCGGGCGGGGCGGGGGAGGCGCGGGGCCGGCUGCGGUGCGAGUUCCGCCGGGCGCCGUUCUGCGGGCGGGGCGGGCGGGGGCGGCCGGGCGAGCGGGAGGCGGCGCUGGGCGCGGCGCUGCGCGAGGCGCUGGAGCCGGCGGUGCGCCUCUCGCGCUACCCGCGCGCGCAGCUGGACGUGAGCGCGCUGGUGCUGCAGGACGGCGGCUCGGCGCUGGCGGCCGCGCUGUGCGCCGCGGGGCUGGCGCUGGCCGACGCGGGCGUGGAGCUCUUCGACCUGGUGGCGGCGUGCGCGCUGUGCCGCGCCCCCGACGGCCGCUGGCUGCUGCAGCCCGCCGAGCGCGAGGAGCGCGCCGCCGCCGCCCGCCUCACCCUCGCCCUCCUGCCCGCCCUCGGCCAGGUCUGCGGCCUGCUGGGCGCCGGGCAGGGCGGCGGGCCCGACGGCUGGGCCCCCGCGCUGCGCCUCGCCCUCGACGGCUGCCACCGCCUCCACCCGCUCCUGCGCCGCAGCCUCCUGCGCGCCGCCAAGCGCGGACGCCCCGGCGCCCCCCGGGACCCGCCGCCGUCGGAGGGGCAGGACCGGGAGCCGCCCGCCCCCACCGCCUGA
Euleptes europaea (tarantolino) is the source of this 873-nucleotide messenger RNA. It is a transcript of the gene EXOSC6, whose product is annotated as exosome component 6. The record is from RefSeq and is a predicted model, not a curated record. The coding region runs from base 1 to 873 and encodes 290 amino acids. Gene Ontology annotation, biological process: poly(A)-dependent snoRNA 3'-end processing; U4 snRNA 3'-end processing; nuclear mRNA surveillance. Gene Ontology annotation, cellular component: nuclear exosome (RNase complex); nucleolus; cytoplasmic exosome (RNase complex). The transcript has a single exon. Lineage: Eukaryota; Metazoa; Chordata; Lepidosauria; Squamata; Sphaerodactylidae.